UCAUUUCAAGCUACAGUUCAUCGCCUUUCGUGUUUCUUCAAACCCCCUGCUCACCAAGUUCAAAGCCAUUAGAUCUGACUUUCGGCUUUUGCGAUCCCAAGUUCAAACCCCCUGCUCACCAUUUCUGCAACUCUUAACCUUGUCCUUUAUCUCCCUCGCCGUUGCUAGCCACCGCGGGAAUGGACGCGUUUCGGAAGCAAGCCAGCAGGCUCAGGGAGCAAGUUGCCAAGCAGCAGCAAGCUGUGAUUAAGCAAUUUAGUGCAAGUGGGUACGAGAGCUCGGAUUCUGUAGUCAUCGAUGAGGUCGAGUUGCAGAGGCAUCAGCAGCUGGAGAAGCUCUACAGGACGACUCGAGCAGGGAGAGAUUUUCAAAAAGAUAUUGUCAGAGCAGCAGAAGCACUCACUGCCAUAGGAUAUAAGCAUAUCGAAGCAGGAACCAAGUUGUCUGAGGAUUGCUGCAGAUAUGGAACUGAGAACAUUAGCGACACCAUGCUGGCUAAAGCUGCAGCUAUAUACGGUGAUGCUCGUAAACAUGUGGAAAAGGAGACCGAGGAUUUAAAUGGCUUACUUGCUUCUCAGGUUUUGGAUCCUAUAAGGGCAAUGAUUACUGGCGCUCCUUUAGAAGAUGCCCGACAUCUUGCUCAACGUUAUAGUCGAAUGAGACAAGAAGCUGAAGUACAGGCUACUGAAGUUUCCAGAAGACAAGCACGAGUCAGGGAAUCCCCCAUCCCUGAGAACGUUGCAAAGUUGCAUGCAGCAGAGGCAAAAAUGCAAGAACUGAAGGCAAACAUGGCAGUUCUCGGUAAAGAAGCGUCAGCUGCAUUAGCUGCAGUUGAAGCACAGCAGCAAAGAUUGACCUUCCAAAGGCUUGUUUCUUUGGUUGAAGGGGAAAAGAACUAUCACUUGCGACUUGGUGCCAUACUCAGUGAGGUUGAAACUGAGAUGGUUUCAGACAAACAACAAAGAGAGGCAGCUCCUCCUGUCAUACCAUCUACUAUAACACCAUUAGAAAACGGCUCAGAAAAGACCACGUACUUCCUGGCUGAAGCAACUCAUCCCUUUUACGCAGAAACUGACAAGGAGCUUAGUUUGGCAGUCGGCGAUUUCAUUGUUGUUCGUAAGGUUAUGCCAACAGGGUGGUCAGAAGGAGAAUGCAAAGGGAAAUCAGGGUGGUUCCCAUCAGCCUACGUCGAGAGGCGCCAGAGGAUUCCAACUGCUAACUAAGAACUUCUGACUUUCACCCAAACUCUAGAGCUUGUACCGGCUACACGUUCUCUCUCUCCAAUUCUACAUGUUCUUUGAAAUUUUGCAUCUUUACCAGUAAAACUUACAUUAAUUUUUAUGGGUUUGUAUAUUCCUUGGCUGAAACAUGGUUGUAAACUUGUAAUCGAAGAAAACCUUUUCUGUAAGUGACCAAUGUGUUUUCUGUUUGUUUAUCCUGAAUGCACCGGAGAUGAUUCAUUCAUCAGGAUGUGGAAGGUAUGUUUUUUAAAAUUGU
This is a messenger RNA of Linum tenue, 1497 nucleotides long. The record is from the annotation of a GenBank genome assembly. NCBI's taxonomy places the organism in Eukaryota, Viridiplantae, Streptophyta, Magnoliopsida, Malpighiales, Linaceae.